Solanum tuberosum (potato) is the source of this 3036-nucleotide messenger RNA. RefSeq names its product glutamate receptor 2.8-like. Gene Ontology annotation, cellular component: membrane. Gene Ontology annotation, molecular function: ligand-gated monoatomic ion channel activity. The coding region runs from base 251 to 2872 and encodes 873 amino acids. Lineage: Eukaryota; Viridiplantae; Streptophyta; Magnoliopsida; Solanales; Solanaceae. The transcript is spliced from 5 exons. The record is from RefSeq and is a predicted model, not a curated record.
UUGUUGUAGCUCCUAAGUCUUCUCUCUCAAUAACCAAACAGCAUAUUUUCAACUAUUUGUUCUUUGAAAACUUUAUCUUUGACUUUUGUUUCUACAAUCAUAGCUAAGGUAUUUACUGGUAGAAGUUUAUGAAGCUCCCUGAUACCAUAUAUCUAGAGCAACACAGUUAAGAGAGCUUUAGACACUUCUCUUUAAGGUGAUUACUGCUUCUUGCCCAACUCUCAGACUACUUUCUGCCAGAGUUUUUCAAAUGCAAAAUCCAAGAUGCAGCUUUCUAAUUCUUUUCAUUCAACUUGUUUCCAUCAUUAGCUUUUGCCACUACGCAAGGCAAAUAAGAGGUGAAGAUAAUAAAACUAGUGCUAUAGAGGUGGAUGUGGGCAUAAUUCUUGAUCUGGAAACAAAUGUGGGAAAAGUAAUGAACAUAUCUAUCUUACUAGCCCUGGCAGAUUACCAUGCCAACGCUAGUCGCGGUGCCAUUAAGAUAGUUCCUCAUUUCAGGGAUUCCAAGAGAGAUGAUGUUGAAGCAGCAUCUGCUGCCAUAUACUUGCUAAAGGAUGUCCAAGUGCAAGCUAUCUUUGGGCCACAAAUGUCUACACAAACUGAUUUUGUGAUUGACAUAGGGAACAGAACAAAAGUCCCUAUCAUUUCUCCAGCAACAAGUCCUUCACUCUCAGUCAAGGAAAAUCCCUUUUUCAUUAGAGGAGCACUUCCUUCUUCCAGCCAGACUAAAGCCAUUGCAGCCAUUGUUAGAAACUAUGAUUGGAGGCAGGUUGUGAUCAUCUACGAGGAUAGCUCCUAUGGAACUGGGAUAGUUCCACAUCUGACUGAUGCUUUACUGGAAAUCAACACUUUAGUCUCCUAUAGAAGUGUUAUUUCUCUUUCAGCCAAUGAUGAUGAAAUCCUCAAGGAGUUAUACAAUUUGAACACAAAGCAGACCAGGGUAUUCAUCGUGCACUUGCAACCAUAUCUUGCCUCACGCCUUUUUCUCAAGGCCAAAGAAGCCGGGAUGAUGAGCAGUGGAUAUGCAUGGAUCAUCACAGAUGUGCUAACAAGUCUUCUGGACUCGGUAGAUCAUUCAGUCAUUGAGUCAUCAAUGCAAGGUGUUCUUGGUAUAAAACCUUAUAUUCCAAGAUCAAAUGAGCUUAACAAUUACACGAGGAGAUGGAGAAAGAGAUUCCGUCAAGAGUAUCCAGACAUGGACCCAGUUGAACUCAAUGUUUACGGGCUAUGGGCAUAUGAUAGCAUCACCGCAUUAACAAAAGCAAUAGCAAAAGUGGGCACUACCAUCAUCCCAAAAUUCAAGAAAGCAGACACUAGAGAGAAUUUAACGGACUUAGAUGCACUUGGAACCUCAGAAUUUGGAUCUCUGCUCCUCGACUCUAUGCGAAAUACAACGCCAAAAAAAGGACUAAGUGGUGAAUUCCGUAUCAUUGAUGGAGAAUUGCAGCUAUACACAUAUGAGAUUGUGAAUAUAAUUGGGAAAGGAGAGAGAAGCGUUGGAUUCUGGACAGAGAAGGAUGGCAUUUCGCAUAAACUGAAGAUGAAUAGUAAAACAGCUAAGAGUAUGAAUGAGCAACUAGCGGCCAUCAUUUGGCCUGGUGAAUCUAUUAUUGUUCCGAGAGGCUGGGAAAUACCCACAAGUGGGAAGAAGUUGAGGGUUGGAGUUCCUGUCAAAGGAGGGCUGGAGCAAUUCAUUAAAGUGGAAAUAGAUGCCAAAACACAAGCAGUAACUGCAACUGGUUUCAUUCCAGAUGUCUUCAAAGAAGUUAUCCAAUCUUUGCCAUACGCCAUCCCUUACGAAUUUAUUCCAUUUCCAAUAGAUAGCCCCACUUCUCAAGACUAUGAUGAUCUUGUUUACAAGAUCUCCUCAAAGGAAUAUGAUGCAGUUGUAGGUGAUGUGACCAUUUUAGCGAGCCGAGCCAAGUAUGUGGAUUUCACAUUACCUUUUUCAGAGUCCGGUAUUUCUGCUGUUGUGUCGGUAAAGAAUGAUGAUAGAAAGAAUGCUUGGAUUUUCUUGAAACCUCUAAAGAGCGAGCUUUGGAUAACAACAGGAGGAUUCUUCAUCUUCAUUGGUUUUGUGGUUUGGGUACUUGAACAUCGUGUAAACAAAGAGUUUCGAGGACCCAAACACAAGCAAGUUGGGAUGAUAUUCUGGUUUUCCUUCUCAACUCUCGUUUUUGCUCAUAGAGAGAGGGUUACUAGUAACUUAACAAGAUUUGUGCUGAUUGUGUGGGUUUUCGUGGUUCUGGUGCUGACAUCAAGUUAUACAGCCAACUUAACAUCUAUGUUGACAGUGCAACAGCUCCAACCUUCUAUAACUGACCUCGCAUUUCCAAAAGGAUCUCCUUUGGUACCUGACGUCUCAAGAGCAGUCUUGCAGGUGAUGGAAGGAGAGUUUAUGAAUAACAUAAUACAGAAAUGGUUUGGGAAUGAAACAGAUUGUCCAAAGCAAGAUGGAAUGGCUAUAGCAUCUAGCCUCACACUAGAUAGUUUUAUGGGCCUUUUCCUCAUAGCUGGUGUAUCAGCAGGCUCCGCUCUUCUCCUAUUCUUCCUCAUCUUCCUUUAUCAGAAUAGAGAAAUCUUAGCCACUGAUGAUUCAGUAUGGCAAAAGCUUUCUGCAAUAGCAAAUGCCUUUGAUAAAGAGAGAGACAACUCUAAUUCUAUGUCAGAAGAGCCAUCUGAAGGCAAUGAAAUCCAAACAGCUACACUGUUUGCAGAAAGUGAAGCUUCUACUGAAAUAUUGCCCCACCUUCCUUUGCAAAGCCCAGAAAUCAGAAUUUCCGACGGCUUAGGAGCAUCCCCUGCACUUGAAGGGUUCUCUACAACAGAACCUGGAACUCCAGUUCAUGAAAACAUUACAGGGAUAACUUAAGAGAGAUAAGCCAGGUUUAAAAUAGUUAAACCAUAUUAUAUUUGCAUUAAGAGGCGUCUUUAGUAUAUAGAAUUUAUGGGUUUAACCUUCAACAUCUUACAAUUGAAUUCCUUGCACUUUUGUAAUAUGCAUUCAAAAUUAAAUAUUUAUUGAAUUACUAAUUU